AUGGCAAACACCGACGUCUUAAACCCGGAUCGUAUCUUGGGCCUGGCAGCCAAAGCUAUCGGUGACGGGCAGCCGAAUCUCCAAACACCCGCUGAAGCUAUCGCACUGAUCGGCCAUGCCUGCAUGGCCGCAGUGGACUUCAGGUUGGUGGGACUCGGAGAAGACCAUAAUCUACGUUCGUUUCCUUCCCCGUAUCUGUCCAUAAUUUGCUCAUCGCUAACCUUUGUAGAAACAUCAACAGAAAGUCCCGCCCUUCCCGCAGAAUGGAACACUAAUGAUACCUUUGCCUUUCGCUACGCACACGCACAGUCCUCCAUGCAGUACUUGCUGAAAGUGAGCCGACUUGGUAAUAAUGCGGUGGUAUUUGCACUGGCCUUGGGCGAUGAUCGCACCAGCUCCUUUGACCUUCCUACCAAAGAUUACAUCUCCGGAUCUGCUCUCCCGUUGCAGUCCACAGACAAGCUCACAGAUGCCCUACGCGAGAUUUUCAUCUCUCCCGCUCGACUGAGCGAUCUCAUCGGACUUUUUAAGAUCAAUGUUAUCCAGAAACUAGCCCCCGGCUUGCACAAGGAAGGUUACGAGGAUCCAACUCGAGCACCUAGAGAACAAGCUGAAAGUAGUCAGCUUCGCGACCGCCUCCGAGAUGACUCCCUUCCACAACCUGCUCGUCCAUACCCAUUCGAUGAUCCUUUGGCUGCCGCGCCUCGUCGACCCAACCCACCUGGUGACUUUGCCCCGCCUGGAUUUGAAGACGAGUUCGAAAUAAAUCGCCCUCCGAGAGGAUACGCUCCAGGCUUCCCGGGCGGAAGAAGCCCAUACAAUAUCGGGGACCGGGAUCUAUAUCCAGCGGGCCUUGGACCUCAUGACCCGCUCCGGGGCACCAUGGGUCCCGGCUUUGGAGGAGGUGGUGGCAUGCACCCGACUUUCGACGAUCCUCUCUUCGGGGGAUCUGGUGGGGUAGGUGGCUAUAAUCCCCGUGCACCGCCUGGAGCGAGGUACGAUCCUCCUGGACCGGGCCAGCCACCGAUGGGCGGUAAUCGAGGACCGGGUGGAGGCUUUGGUGGCUUUGGAGGUGGGUUCGGCGGCGAUAUUAUCUGA
This is a messenger RNA of Penicillium atrosanguineum, 1098 nucleotides long. Its product is annotated as proteasome inhibitor PI31 family protein. Gene Ontology annotation, molecular function: proteasome binding; endopeptidase inhibitor activity. NCBI's taxonomy places the organism in Eukaryota, Fungi, Ascomycota, Eurotiomycetes, Eurotiales, Aspergillaceae. Gene Ontology annotation, biological process: proteasome-mediated ubiquitin-dependent protein catabolic process. The record is from RefSeq and is a predicted model, not a curated record. The transcript has a single exon. Bases 1 to 1098 code for a protein of 365 amino acids.